CGUACGCGUCACUUCCCCCAGCGAGGAUAAACCUCCCGGCGUGCCGCGCGCGGGGUCUCUUUUCGCUCCGCGCGGCCAAGAUGGCGGACACGCAGACGGAGCGGGCCUACCAGAAGCAGCCCACCAUCUUCCAGAACAAGAAGCGGGUCCUGCUGGGCGACGCCGGCAAGGAGAAGCUGCCCCGCUACUACAAGAACAUCGGCCUGGGCUUCAAGACCCCCAAGGAGGCCAUCGAGGGCACCUACAUCGACAAGAAGUGCCCCUUCACCGGCAACGUCUCCAUCCGGGGCCGCAUCCUCUCCGGGGUGGUCACCAAGAUGAAGAUGCAGCGCACCAUCGUCAUCCGCAGGGACUACCUGCACUACAUCCGCAAGUACAACCGCUUUGAGAAGCGGCACAAGAACAUGUCUGUGCACCUCUCUCCCUGCUUCAGGGAUGUGCAGAUUGGGGAUAUCGUGACAGUGGGAGAGUGCCGCCCCCUCAGCAAGACUGUCCGGUUCAACGUCCUCAAGGUGACGAAGGCUGCUGGCACCAAAAAACAGUUCCAGAAGUUUUAAAGGCUAUUUGUACUUUUCUUUGUAUCAAUAAACAAGCUGGUGUGAUUUGG
Messenger RNA from Crotalus tigris (Tiger rattlesnake), 607 nucleotides. It is a transcript of the gene RPS11, whose product is annotated as ribosomal protein S11. Gene Ontology annotation, cellular component: cytosolic small ribosomal subunit; ribosome. Gene Ontology annotation, biological process: translation. Lineage: Eukaryota; Metazoa; Chordata; Lepidosauria; Squamata; Viperidae. Gene Ontology annotation, molecular function: structural constituent of ribosome. The record is from RefSeq and is a predicted model, not a curated record. The transcript has 5 exons. The coding region runs from base 81 to 557 and encodes 158 amino acids.